Rhagoletis pomonella (apple maggot) is the source of this 1204-nucleotide messenger RNA. RefSeq lists its product as uncharacterized. The transcript has a single exon. The record is from RefSeq and is a predicted model, not a curated record. The annotation marks the transcript as partial. Lineage: Eukaryota; Metazoa; Arthropoda; Insecta; Diptera; Tephritidae.
AUGGAAACUUUCAUUCGAUUGGCAGAUGCCAUAACCGAAUUUGAGAGUGACUACAACAGUACGCCAUUCGAAGAUCAGAAUAAGCAUGCACUUGCAAUACAGCAAGAGGAGCUGAGAGCCAUGUGGAGGAAAACAAAAUCAGCCCAUGAAGCCCUCAUAAACACCGAUUUGACAAGAGAGGAUAGACUAUCUGUAAAAGCCAAAAAUAAGAGUAAUUUUGGCUGCUAUAUGAAGUGCAUGGCUGCAAUAGCGUCUGAUUUAGAAAAGUUAGCGAAAAUUGAGAAAGAAAAUGAAGAUGUGUCUGUUCGGGAGCACAACAUUCAUCUGCCUCCCUGUGACACAGAUAUCUUUAAAGGGGAUUAUCUUUCAUGGCCAUCAUUCAGAGAUAUGUUUACGGCCAUCUACAUUCUCAAUAAGCGCCUUACCCCUGUUGAGAAACUAUUCCAUCUCAAUCAGAAAACUCAAGGUGAAGCUAAAGAAAUCGUGCGAAGGUGUCCUUUAACUAACGAAGGCUUUUCAACAGCCUGGAAAAAUUUAAGCGACCGAUACGAGAAUAAACGUAUUCUGGUCAAUACGCAAUUAAAAAUUUUAUUCAACUUAAACGCAGUUGAGAGCGAUUGCGGUAGCUCUAUUAAAAAACUGCAGCGGGACAUAAAUAAUUGCAUCUCGUCCCUUCGAUGUCAUCAGAUUGACAUUUCUAAUUGGGAUGCAAUUAUAACGUAUUUAUGCUCGACGAAACUGCCAGAAUGCACACUGGCUCUGUGGGAACAAACCAUAGAGAACAAAACAGAGAUCUCAAAAUGGGAAGAUAUGGAUAAAUUCUUAUCCAAUCGGUUUCAGACAUUAGAAACCGUUUCAGGGCUCAAGGGCAACAAAACAGCUAAGACGCCUAAGCCCCAAAACACACGGCAAAUGCCGGAAGCACCUCCAAAGAGACUUGGCGCCUUUCAAGCUAGUGUCGCCAAAAAAUCGUGCACAAUGUGUCAAAAUAGCGAGCAUAAGUUACGACACUGCGAAAGAUUCCGCAAGUUAACCCCUUCCGACAGAAUUGAGUACGUCAAGAGCAAUAAACGUUGUUUGAAUUGCUUGUCAGCCGGACAUACGGUGACAAGGUGCACCAGUCCCUUCAAUUGUAGCGCGUGCCAUUCAAGGCAUCAUACGUUGCUCCACCUACAACAAGCAGUUCAGCCAAAAGCAACAGAUC